Molecule: messenger RNA, 1232 nt
Organism: Sarcophilus harrisii (Tasmanian devil)
Lineage: Eukaryota; Metazoa; Chordata; Mammalia; Dasyuromorphia; Dasyuridae
Gene: BOLA3
Product: bolA family member 3
Exons: 4
Coding region: 706-1056 (116 amino acids)
Source: RefSeq, a predicted model, not a curated record
GCCCAGUGCCUGUCACGUGGUAUAUCGCUUAAUACAAGUUUACGGAUCUUAGAACUCCGAGCACUGGAGGCGAAAUUGACCAUAGAACUCGGAGCUCCACGCUGAAACUGACCUCAGAACGCAGAGCCUGGGAGCUGAAAUUGACCACAGAAGAGCUCCAGGCUGAAAUUGACCUCAGAACACGGAGCCUGGGAGCUGACAUUAACCACAGGACAGAGCUCCAGGCGGAAACUGACUUCAGAACGCAGAGCACAGGGGCUGAAAUUGACCACAGAACCCCGAGCUCCGCGCUGAAAUUCACUUUAGAACGCGGAGCACAGGGGCUGAAAUUGACCACAGACCGCCGAAUUCGAGGCUGAAGCUCACUUUAGAACGCUGCGUAUCGGAGCCGGAAGAGGCCCCCACAGAGGAAGCUCCGGAUCAGGCAAAGCGAAAUGGACUUUGUCCCACGGCGGAUCGGAGAUCGGACUGACCCUAAAACGCCCCUAGUGUCUUAGGCCCUCCUCUCGCCCCGCCCUUCCACUCCUCCGAGAGGGCCGGCCGCAGGGGCGGCCUCCGAGGCGACAGAGGGCGGGCGCGGCCCUCGGCUCUCUCCCCGCCCCCCGCCCAGCCCGGCCCUCUCGCCUUCCCCAGCGUGGGUGACAUUGAGCCGGCGUGAGUCUCGGUCCCGCGGCGGCCUUUCCCUGCCCCGCCUCCGCGCCCGUUAUGGCGGCCCCGGGCGCUGCUGCCGCUGCCGCCGCUGCCUCCCACCUUCUCUGCCGGAGAAGCCUCGGCGUGGUCACUCUUCUCCAAUGCGCCCAAAGAACAUUUGCCUCCCAGACCUCAGGGGAGCUCAAAGUGACUCACGUCCUAAAAGAGAAGUUUCCUCAGGCAACAACUAUCAAGGUCACAGACAUUUCAGGUGGUUGCGGGGCCAUGUAUGAAAUCCAUAUAGAAUCAGAAGAAUUUAAAGACAAGCGAACUGUGCAACAGCACCAGAUGGUUAACAAGGCGCUGAAGGAGGAGAUUAAAUCCAUGCACGGGCUGAGGAUUUUCACUUCGGUCCCCAAGUCCUGAGGUCGAGGGCCAGGCUGGGCCUGCUGUGAACUGCUGCUGGGACAGUCCUGGGAGGGGGUGGACACUGUUCUCCCCACGCUCUCCCUUGGUUCUCUCUCCGAGCUCUCCUGAUUAAGGAGUGUUUGGGCUGUUCCGUAUUCAUUAAAGGCAAAAGACUCCCUUUCUUUGGAACCUUC